Erigeron canadensis is the source of this 3018-nucleotide messenger RNA. RefSeq names its product chromatin assembly factor 1 subunit FAS1. Gene Ontology annotation, cellular component: nucleus; CAF-1 complex. Lineage: Eukaryota; Viridiplantae; Streptophyta; Magnoliopsida; Asterales; Asteraceae. The transcript is spliced from 12 exons. Bases 392 to 2827 code for a protein of 811 amino acids. The record is from RefSeq and is a predicted model, not a curated record. Gene Ontology annotation, biological process: nucleosome assembly.
UGAUACACCCUCACACACACACACACACACACAACCACUGUAUGUAUUCGAAUCCACCGCUUAACUAAAAUCAAACAAACACACUUCACAUCUGUCCCAUUAAUCUCCUCUCAUUUCCCCCAAUUAAAACCCUAAUUUCACCUAUAUAAUUACAUUAUUUUCAUCUGAUUUUACGUAAUUGAUACUGUGCAUGUUCAUCUUCACAUUUCAAUUUCAUCAAUUUCUGAACAAAUUAGGGUUUUGAAAAAACUAGGGUUUUUUUUGCCUUCCAAUUUUACAAAAAAGUUUUGUUUUUUCCCUGAAUUUGGAUCCGAAAUCACUAGAUUUAAGCGGUGUUAAGAUCGAAUUUGACUAAAGUUUGUUGAUUUUUGAAAAAUUAGGGUUUUUGAAAAUGGGGGAUCCGAUGGUAAUAGAUGCAGUAAAGAAGUCAAUGAAGAGAAAAAGAAGUGAGUUUACAAUGAGUGAGAAAGAAAAAGAGGAAAAAAUUAGGGUUUUAAAUGAAGAAAUUGAUGGAUUAAUUAAAUAUUAUAAUGAAGGGUUUAAUGGAAAAGGGUUUAUCAGUGAUCAAGAUGCUGGUUUGGGGAAAGGAAAUGUGUCGAGUAAUUCGAUUAUUGCUUGUUUAUUGGAAGAAAGUAAUCUUCCUUUAUCGAAACUAGUCGAGUCGAUUUUCGACAAGGUGAAAGAGAAAAAUGGGGAAAUGACAGUUGCUAGUGUGAAGAGUAGUGUGAUUCUUGUUGGUCAGAGGUGUUUUUAUGGUGUUCAGAAUUUGAAUGCUGAUGUUUUGGAAGAUGAUUCCCCUUCUUGUCUUUGGUGCUGGGAGACAAGAGAUGUGAAAUUACUUCCAAAGUUCUUGCGGGGUGCAAUUAAAAUUCGACGGACUUGCCGCAAAAAGAUCCAUGAAAGAAUUACUGCGGUUUCUGCGGUUAUAAAUGAACUAAUGAAUCCCGAGAGCGCCUCAAAUGUGGGGCAGAAGGUAAUGAAAGCGUCUGAAAGGCUUAGUAAAGUGUUGAGUGAAGCAGAAAUACGUUCGUUAGCUGAAAAGUUGCAACAGAAAAAUGGCUCUGAUGUUGCUGAGAAAGAGGUGAAGCAAGAACAAAAGCUAGUGGUGAAACAAUUGGAGAAAAACAAACGUGAAGCUGAGAAAGAGAAAGUGAGAAUGGAGCGGGAACUGAUGAAGGAAAAGUUGCAUCAUGAAAAGGAGCAAAAGCGUUUGCAAGAUGAGGCAGAAAAAGAGGAAAAACGCCGUGAUAUUGAAAUGAAAAAACAGCUAAAGAAGCAACAAGAGGAAGCAGAAAAAGCAGAGAAAGAACAGCGGCGCCGCGAGAAAGAAGAAGCUGAACAUAAAAAACAACUGGCUUUGCAAAAACAAGCAUCAAUCUUGGAGCGAUUCAUUAUAAAAAGCAAAAGUAGUUCACCUUUGCAGGGUGACAAGUCAACUAUUAAGCCAUCUGCUACUGGAAUUUUAUCUGAGCAAAGGGUAUCUGAACCUGAAUCAGUUACCCAGUCAAUGGACAAGGCUCUUUCAUUAAAAGAAGAGUUCAAUGCAACGGAGUUAUGGAAAGUACAUUUGGACUCUUGGCAUCAAUUGGGUCACUGUAGUAAUAGAAAACGACAUUGGGGCAUGCGGCGAACCCCAAAGACAGUCGUUGUCAAGGAGCUUAAGCUUACUAGUAAGGGUGACGAGGAUCCAAGUGUGGAGAAAUUUGACGACAUCUGGGCUGACUCUUGCCGAUAUUCUCAUACAGACCCAGACAGUUCUCUUUUAGGUAGCCAGAAGGUGGCUCGGCAUACACAGUUGCUGCAGUUUGAUAAGAGCCACAGACCUGCAUUUUAUGGUUAUUGGCCCAGGAAAAGUGGAGUUGUUCGUCCUCGUCGUCCUCUUGUCAAGGACCCAGAUCUAGAUUAUGAGAUUGACAGUGAUGAGGAAUGGGAAGAGGAGGAUCCUGGUGAAAGCUUAUCAGAUUGUGACAAGGAAGAAGAAGAAAGUAUGGAGGAAAAUGUAACAAAAGCUGACGAUGAGGAUGAAAGUGAAGAUGGGUUUUUUGUACCUGAUGGGUAUCUUUCAGAAAAUGAGGGUGUUGAAGUUGAGAGAAUUGAUCACAGUGAUUUGGUUGAGGAUGCCAGGAGCUCACCUACUUGUGCCCAUCUAGAAGCUGAAGAGCUUUCUAUAAUCUUUAGACAGCUUAAGCAUCUUAAUACUUUGACUGAACAUGCUCUUCGGAAAAACAGGCCAUUUGUAAUUUCAAAUUUAAUGCAUGAAAAAUUGAAGUCAAAAACACUAUCAAAUCAAGAUACAUCAGAAAGUGAACAAAUAUGCUUGCAAGCUCUGAGCCUCCGUGCUUUCCCUGUGGGCCCAGCCAUUGAGAUAUUAACUGGUGAUGAUAAGCAAGAAGAAGUACAAGACGACUGCCCGUCUAGCAGCAAAAGCAGUGUUGUGCUGGCAACAAGUGGCAAUGCAAUCUCAGAUUCAGAUUUACCUGAAAUUGUUUCUGUCAUUCAGUCAUGCCCACAUGGAAUUAACAAAGUGGUGGAAUCAUUGCGUUUGAAGUUCCCAAAUAUUCUAAAAACUCAUUUGGGAAAUAAAGUGCGUGAGAUAUCUGUAUUUGCAGACAACCGCUGGCAGGUCAAGAAAGAUAUUCUUGAAAAAUACGGCUUAUCACAUUCACCAGAAAAAACUUCUAGAGGGACCAAAUCUAUAGCUGCCUUCUUUUCAAAAAGGUGUAUGCCGCCCACUGGAAAAACAACAAACCCGAAUCAGGUGUCUCCACUGUCAAUGGAAAAAGUCUCACCAGCUGUUGAAAUGCAGAGCAAUACAUAUAAUAGUUAGUCUUCUGUAUUCACCUUUUUAUGUUUUUUUGGUUACUUGGCCAUAUGGAUUAUGACCUUAUGAGUAUCUUCAUAUGACCAUGAUCCUUUUUGGCCAUCUCAUGUAAAAAGUUCUAGUCUUGUACUCGUGGGCUAAAUCAUUUUUUGGUUUCGUGGACUAUAAUAUCGUUCAUUCGUUUGGUGUUAUGUUUU